This is a messenger RNA of Piliocolobus tephrosceles (Ugandan red Colobus), 2177 nucleotides long. Its product is annotated as TRIO and F-actin-binding protein. Gene Ontology annotation, biological process: positive regulation of substrate adhesion-dependent cell spreading. Gene Ontology annotation, cellular component: actin cytoskeleton. Gene Ontology annotation, molecular function: actin filament binding. NCBI's taxonomy places the organism in Eukaryota, Metazoa, Chordata, Mammalia, Primates, Cercopithecidae. The coding region runs from base 1 to 1950 and encodes 649 amino acids. The transcript has 14 exons. The record is from RefSeq and is a predicted model, not a curated record.
AUGGGCGGAUGGAAGGGGCCGGGGCAGCGCCGGGGAAGGGAAGGGCCGGAGGCGCGGCGGCUGGCGGCCGAGAGGGGCGGCGGCGGCGGGGUCCCCGCGCCGCGGAGCCCGGCCCGAGAGCCGCGUCCACCUUCCUGCCUCCUGCUCCUGCCGCCCUGGGGCGCCGCCAUGACGCCCGAUCUGCUCAACUUCAAGAAGGGAUGGAUGUCGAUAUUGGAUGAGCCUGGAGAGCCUCCCUCCCCUUCGCUCACCACCACCUCUACUUCGCAGUGGAAGAAACAUUGGUUUGUGCUGACAGAUUCAAGUCUCAAAUAUUACAGAGACUCCACUGCUGAGGAGGCAGACGAGCUGGAUGGUGAGAUCGACCUGCGUUCUUGCACGGAUGUCACUGAGUACGCGGUGCAGCGCAACUAUGGCUUCCAGAUCCACACCAAGGAUGCUGUCUAUACCUUGUCGGCCAUGACCUCAGGCAUCCGGCGGAACUGGAUCGAGGCUCUGAGAAAGACCGUGCGUCCAACUUCAGCCCCCGACGUCACCAAGCUCUCGGACUCUAAUAAGGAGAACACGCUGCACAACUACGGCACACAGAAGGGCCCCCUGAAGGCAGGGGAGCAGCGGGCGGGCGUUGAGGUCAUCAGCCGGGGUGGCCCUCGGAAGGCAGAUGGGCAGCGGCAGGCCUUGGACUACGUGGAGCUCUCCCCGCUGACCCAGGCCUCCCCGCAGCGGGCCCGCACCCCGGCCCGCACUCCUGACCGCCUAGCCAAGCAGGAGGAGCUGGAGCGGGACCUGGCCCAGCGGUCCGAGGAGCGACGCAAGUGGUUCGAGGCCACAGACAGCAGGAUCCCAGAGGUGCCCGCUGGUGAGGGGCUGCGCCGGGGCCUGGGUGCCCCCCUGACUGAGGACCAGCAAAAUCGGCUCAGUGAGGAGAUCGAGAAGAAGUGGCAGGAGCUGGAGAAGCUGCCCCUGCGGGAGAAUAAGCGGGUGCCCCUCACUGCCCUGCUCAACCAAAGCCGCGGAGAGCGCCGAGGGCCCCCAAGUGACAGCCACGAGGCACUGGAGAAGGAGGUUCAGGCUCUUCGGGCCCAGCUGGAGGCGUGGCGUCUCCAAGGGGAGGCUCCUCAGAGUGCGCUGAGAUCCCAGGAGGACGGCCACAUCCCCCCGGGCUACAUCUCACAGGAGGCAUGUGAGCGCAGCCUGGCAGAGAUGGAGUCCUCACACCAGCAGGUGAUGGAGGAGCUGCAGCGGCACCAUGAGCGGGAGCUGCAGCGGCUGCAGCAGGAGAAGGAGUGGCUCCUGGCGGAGGAGACGGCAGCCACGGCCUCAGCCAUUGAAGCCAUGAAGAAGGCCUACCAGGAAGAGCUGAGCCGAGAGCUGAGCAAAACACGGAGUCUCCAGCAGGGCCCGGAUGGGCUCCGGAAGCAGCACCAGUCAGAUAUGGAGGCACUGAAACGGGAGCUGCAGGUGCUAUCGGAGCAGUACUCGCAGAAGUGCCUGGAGAUAGGGGCGCUCACGCGGCAGGCCGAGGAGCGUGAGCAUACGCUGCGCCGCUGCCAGCAGGAGGGCCAGGAGCUGCUGCGCCACAAUCAGGAGCUGCAUGGCCGCCUGUCAGAGGAGAUAGACCAGCUGCGUGGCUUCAUUGCCUCGCAGGGCAUGGGCAACGGCUGCGGGCGCAGCAAUGAGCGGAGUUCCUGCGAGCUGGAGGUGCUGCUUCGUGUAAAAGAGAAUGAACUCCAGUACCUGAAGAAGGAGGUGCAGUGCCUCCGGGAUGAACUCCAGAUGAUGCAGAAGGACAAGCGCUUCACCUCGGGAAAGUACCAGGAUGUCUACGUGGAGCUGAGCCACAUCAAGACGCGGUCCGAGCGGGAGAUCGAGCAGCUGAAGGAGCACCUGCGCCUUGCCAUGGCCGCCCUCCAGGAGAAGGAGUCGAUGCGCAACAGCCUGGCUGAGUAGAGGUCCCGCUCAGCUGCAGACCCUCCAGGCUGGAGGAGCAGCCGCCCUCUUUCCCUCCUGGAUGGAAGUCAAAAGCCAAGCUUUCUCUCCACCCUCUGUGGGCCACACGUGCACUUGCACCCACCACACACCCACACCCACACCCACCACACACACACCCACACACCCACACACACACACACACACACACACCCACACACACACCCACACACACCCACACACACACA